Messenger RNA from Lactuca sativa (garden lettuce), 840 nucleotides. It is a transcript of the gene CYTC6A, whose product is annotated as Cytochrome c. NCBI's taxonomy places the organism in Eukaryota, Viridiplantae, Streptophyta, Magnoliopsida, Asterales, Asteraceae. Gene Ontology annotation, molecular function: heme binding; electron transfer activity; iron ion binding. The record is from RefSeq and is a predicted model, not a curated record.
CUUUUUGCAAACCAUACAACCUGCAGUUUACUCAAAACAAAAUAGAAUAUUUUUCAUAAUAAAAAGGAUGAAUAACUUGUUCUAAAUAGGCGUCAUCAACAACAGUGUCGAUGAUGCAGGUUCCAAGCGGUUUUUAGAUCUCUGUGAAAAUACUUUAAACACACGAUGCUGCUUUCCGCCAUUCCCAAUUGCAACAGCAGGCUGAUUUCCCCUGCUGUAAACCAGGAAAAGGGGAAUCAACGAGAUGAAAGACAAUGGAUGAACCCACAACGACAACUGAAGUUUCUCCAAAGAUUGACUCCGCCUUUAUUUGCUGCAUUCGUAGCCUUAUCUCCUAUCAUAACUCCUCCAGGAUCAUAUGCUGAAGCAAUAGAUGUACAACGAGGAGCUUCAUUAUUUGGCCAUGCUUGCAUCGGAUGUCAUGUUGCAGGUGGAAACAUAAUACAACCAGGAGCAACUCUCUUUCUAAAAGACCUACAAAGAAAUGGAGUUGACACAGAAGAGGAAAUAUACAACAUAACAUAUUAUGGAAAGGGAAGAAUGCCUGGGUUUGGAGAGAUGUGUACACCAAGGGGUCAAUGCACAUUUGGUGCUCGUCUAAAAGAAGAUGAAAUAAAACUUUUGGCUAAUUUUGUGAAGUCACAAGCUGAUGAAGGAUGGUUAAACAUAGGAAAUGGUGGAGAUUGAUCCAUCUUGCCAUGUAAUGUUGAAAUCAGUACCAUAUGUAGCAUCAUGUUCAUACUAUUCUUAAUACUAGAUUAUAAUCGCAUGUUAAACGCAUAAAAAAAACAUACAAACGUCUAUAGAUAUUGCAUAAUAAUUAAAAAAAAAUUAUGGCUA